AUGUACGCCGCCCACCAGUGGGGCGACCGCGCCUGGGAGAAGGCGCCGAGCCCCGGCGCCUGGCAGCCGGCGACGCUGCCCCUGGCGCCGCCGGACCCCUACGCCUGGUGGGGCCCGCCCGUGCCCGUGGACCAGCGCUGGGGCGCCUGGGGCGCCGUGGACCGCGCCCUCGAGGGCUACCUCGCGCCGCCGGCGCAGGAAAUGGCGAACCCCGUCGCGGCCUACGGCAACCCGCCGCCGGCGUCGUACCGCGACGACGGCGCCGUCGCGAACCCGCUCCAGUGGGAGGAUCUCGCGGCGGGCCGCGCGGAGCGCUGGGCCCUCGACGCGGACCGCCACGCGCGCGACGCGCGGCUCCAGGCCGCGCGCCUCGGGCUCGGCGGUAGUGGCGGCGUCGGCGAUUUGGUGACGUCCGUCGCGACGCUCUCCGACACCGUGCGGCGCAUGGAGGAGCGCACGGCGCUGGCCCAGGAGCGCGACGCCGCGCGCCUGCGCGUGUCGACGCUCGAGCGGCUCUACGGGAAGCCCCCACCUUACGGCGACCUGAACGCGGCGGAGACCCGGGAGCUCUAUUUGAGCCUGCUGCCGCGCGUGCUCGCGGACCCGCUGCGGCCGCGGAACCCGCGGUCGUCGAGCCGCGCGGCGCGCAAGCGCCGCGAGUCGGCCGCGCGGCUCUACCGGGAGACCCGCAAGACGGGCGACCUCGAGGACCUGAAAUCGCGGGCCACGGCCGCCGCCGUCGCGCGCCGCGCGGCAAAGCGCUACGCGCGCGAGCGGUCGCUGCUGCCGCUGCGCUGCCUCGCGGAGGUCCUCGACGGGACGCGCGAGUACGCGCGGUCCGGCCGCUGGUUCCUCCCCUACGGCGCGACGACGGAGGAGCUCGUGGAGCGCUACGUCGACGCCGCCGUCGCGGCCGCGGCCUGGGAGGGUCUGCAAGGGCCCGACGACGUGUCGCGCGCGGCCUACGAGACCGUGCUCCGCAAGUCCUGCGAGACCAACGAGCUCCUCGACGCGCUGCUGAUCCAGUCGGCGGCCGGGAAGACCGCGGCCGCGGCGGACGACGACGGCGACCGCGCGGAGCAGUUCUGGACGCGGUCGCCGCUCCGGCCCGCGGUGCUCUUCAAGGCCGUCGGCAAGGCGGCGGACGACGGCGGCGCGCCGGCGGAGGGCGCCUUCGACGACACGGACGCCGUCUGGGACGCGUUCCUCCUCCGCUGCGUCGCGGGCGAGACCGCGGACGCGCCGGGCAAGGCGGGCUUGUUGGCCGCGGACCGCGCGGGCCUCCUGGUGGCGCCCAUCUCGCGCGCGCGCUGGUCCGCGCGCUGGGCGUCGCGCGCCGUGCGGCGGCGCUUCCGCGACGCCCACCACGACGCGCACCGCGACGGGCCCGCGGACGACGACGCGCCGGACUUUGGGCCCUUCGUCGGCGACCUCGCGAACUCGCGCUAG
Aureococcus anophagefferens is the source of this 1449-nucleotide messenger RNA. RefSeq lists its product as hypothetical. The record is from RefSeq and is a predicted model, not a curated record. NCBI's taxonomy places the organism in Eukaryota, Pelagophyceae, Pelagomonadales, Pelagomonadaceae. The transcript is spliced from 3 exons. The coding region runs from base 1 to 1449 and encodes 482 amino acids.